Molecule: messenger RNA, 1610 nt
Organism: Zophobas morio
Lineage: Eukaryota; Metazoa; Arthropoda; Insecta; Coleoptera; Tenebrionidae
Gene: EndoB
Product: endophilin-B1
Exons: 8
Coding region: 221-1282 (353 amino acids)
Biological process (GO): membrane organization
Cellular component (GO): cytoplasm; membrane
Molecular function (GO): protein binding
Source: RefSeq, a predicted model, not a curated record
UGUCUCGGGGGCUAUCACAACAAUCUCCGCGACUCUAAUCACUCAUUUCCGCCAGAAUUCCCGAAAGCGAUAAAAUCGUCUCAUCCUCUUCCGCCUUUAUCACCCCAUUUUUUAACCCCUCUGAAUGACAUUUCCCCUCGUCCAGCUGUCACCACAAAAAUCAAUAUAAUGCAGUAACAACAUCGAAUAUCGCUCUAUUCACACCACAGACGACCCCACGAUGGACUUUAAUGUGAAAAAAAUCGUCAAGGAUGCGGGGGCUGCCAUCAGUCGCGUCGUCCAGAUGACUGAAGAAAAACUCGGCACUUCCGAAAAAACCGAGCUCGAUGCACAUUUCGAGAACCUGUGGGAUAGAGCCGACAAUACCAGGAACUGGACGGAGAAACUCGUGCGGAACACGGAGGCUGUCCUCAUUCCGAACCCCGGCAACAGGAUCGAGGAUUUCAUUUACGAGAAGAUCGACAAGAAGAGACCGUCGCGGCUGAGCAAUUUGGAGUACUUGGGGCUGGAUAUGAUCGAAGCUGGGAAUAUGUUUGGGCCGGGGACGGCGUACGGGAGCUCCUUGAUCAAAGUGGGGCAGUGGGAGCAGAAGCUGGGGCAGAACGAGAGGGAUUUUAUUGGGUCGGCGGCGAUGUGCUUCACGCAGCCGUUGCGCAAAUUCCUCGACACGGAGAUGAAGACCAUUCUUAAAGAGAAGAAUCUCCUGGAGACGAAAAGGUUGGAUUUGGACGCCUGCAAGAAUCGGGUGCGGAAGGCUCGAAGUAUGUUGGGACAGCCGACACAUUUUGCUUUACCUAUGACGCAGAAGGACGGGAUUCCCCCUGAAGAGGUUUUAGAGCAGGCGGAGCGGGACCUGCGUAUAGCGCAAUCCGAGUUCGACCGACAAGCCGAAAUCACUAAGCUCUUGUUGGAGGGAAUCGGAAGCUCGCACGCUGCCCAUCAACGUUGUUUGCUGGAAUUUGUCGAGACCCAAGCCCGGUUCUACUCUCAGUGCACCACCAUCAUGACGGAUCUACAGCGGGAGCUCGCAAGUAUGUCCUCGAUGCCUGGUGUCGAUCCCAACUCCCCCAUAAAUCCCAAAAACGAAUGGAACAACGAAAUGAGGAAAGCCCGAGUCAUUUACGAUUAUGAUGCUCAAGAUACCACCGAAAUGAGCCUCAUGGCGAACGAGAUUAUAAUGGUUAAGGAGUUGGGCGACAAGCCCAACGAAGACUACCUCUACGGUGAACGCGGCCACCAGAAGGGCAAAGUCCCUCGAGCCUUUCUCGAAUUCAUUUCUUAACGAAUUAGUCUUCCGGUAUUCCAUGUAUUUAUUGUGAUCCCACAUCGUUGUAAUCAUUCCUCACUCACUCGAACGGCAUUGAUGACAAUAUUGUUGUGUUCACGUUUUGUUGAUUUGUACAAAGUUUAUUUCAUCUUGCCAUUCUUUGUGAAUUUCUGUACGCAAUAAUGCAGUCAAUUGACCGAAACGGCGCAAUUACACAAUAUCAGCAUGUAUCUAUAAGCUUUAAAGUGUGUCGAGAGUUUAGCCAGUUUAACUUUACUCUCUAGUUGUAAAAAAAAAAUUGUUAAUCGUUAAUGCAAAUAAAGAUGUACAAAGAAAAACUAAA